Molecule: messenger RNA, 745 nt
Organism: Phialemonium atrogriseum
Lineage: Eukaryota; Fungi; Ascomycota; Sordariomycetes; Cephalothecales; Cephalothecaceae
Exons: 2
Coding region: 109-639 (176 amino acids)
Source: RefSeq, a predicted model, not a curated record
UGCGUCAUACCAUCAUCAUCCCCCGCGCGUAUCCUUGGCAGACAAAAGGACCCAAAUAAUUACCACGAACGACGAACUGUGAAGCAAUAAUUUCCCCCAACUCCGACGAUGGCUAGCAUAUCAGACAUAAUCAGGGGCGACCUCGAGCGCACCGAGGCGACGUACAGACAGACCAUUACCGCCCGCCGCGAGGAGAGAGACCCGGGGGAGUUCGUCGGGGAACUGAUGCGCCACCUCAUCGCCGAGGAGAUCGUGAUAACCCCCGUACUGGAGGCGAGAUUGGCGGAGAGUGAGGACGCGCGGGACAGGGUUCGGAAGGAUUAUAAGAGCAUAAAGGAGAAGCUGCGACGGCUGUUGGAUUUCCGCCCCGAUGAAGAAAGCUGCAUGUCUUCGCUGAGGGCGGUGUGGCUCGAUAUGGAGCCCCAUCUCCAAGAGGAGGCUGCGGGAGAGCUGGUAUGGCUUCAGCAGAGUCUUACGGCGGAGGAAUCCGAAACAUUGUCGAGGGAAUACAACGAGAUUAAACGUUUAGUAGAGCGUCGGUGUGGGCAUGCAGCGAGUUCUGGCGACGUCACACGUACGAUCUUGGAGACGCCGCCAGAGGACUUGAGGCCAUUUCUAGUGGACGGGGAUAAUUUGUAAAUUGAACGAAAUGAGCUGGCGCCUAAAUUCGAACAUCAGAGCCCACAACUUCGUAGGUACUUCAGGUAGGUAGUCGGACAGGGCCUGACCUACGUCAUACCCGCAG